AUGACAGUGCAUCGCUACAAUUUAUUGGAUGAAGGGAACACUCACAGAAGAGGAUCAAUUGACAAAAUGUUAUACUCUGCAUUCAUUGUCAGUGCUUUUAUCUUGCUUUUCAUUUUACUACAAUCCGGUGUCAAUACUGGUCAACAAGAUUCUCCAAUAGGAAGCUCAGAAGAUGGGAAUAAUAUUGAACACAAUUGUUAAAUCCAACUCCAGGAUUUAAUAAUAGAAGACUCUUCAACCAAAUAGUUUAUUACAGAUAAGAAUAAUAAUUAAGGGAUCAGAAAGGAUGAAUGGGGGAUUCUACAUCUAGAACCGUUUGAUGCUUGAACCAUGUUAUAUGCACAGAAUAGCGUCUUAUAUACCAUACAUACAAAUCGAAUUAUGCUAAUGUUGGGGGCGAAGGUGGUAAUGUUAUGGGAACGACGGGAAUAUUGUUUCCCUAUGACUAAUAGAAGAUCAGAAAUCAUAAUCAAAGAGCAAGCGAUUUGACAACAAUUCCAGUAUCAAUGUUGAAGUAUCUCCAGUAUUUCAAGCUUUUUAUGAUUGCAUUUAUCCAAAACUGGAACCAUAUAAGGGGCAAUACAAGGAAUUCUGGUUUGCAUUUACCAAUGUCACGAAACAGUGCGACAAUCUCGAAGUAUACAAAUCUAUGGAUAUUCAUCCAGCUUCUAACAGAGGAGAAACCAAAUAUGUUGCUUUGCCAAAAACGAACGAACUCUUGACUAUGGUUACUCUGGGAAUUGGGCAUGAUGUAGGUGCAGAGGUUAAACUGAAAGAGCUUUAUCCAAAAAUUGAUUUUUUCGGAGCAGAUCCAGCAGCAGUGAUCAAUAAAGAUCUUUAUGAGAAUACAUUAGGAGGAAAAUAUUUCCAAUAUGCUGUCAGCGGAGAAAGUGGAAUGCAACGCUCAAGUGUAUAUGAAAAGGAUCGAUACCAGGACAGAGUGACAAAGCACGUCAAGGCUGAUUAUUUCUUUAAAAACAUUCUUCAUAAAACUAAAAUCGAUAUGCUUUGGAUUGAUGUUGAGCAAAAUGAAUAUCCAAUUCUUGAUCAAAUUCAUCGAAACGAGGCAAUCGACAAGGAAGGUAUACUUCUGUGUCAAAUCAAUGUUGAACUUCACAAAGGAAUUUUCGGCGAAGUUGAAGAUCAAAUGAAAAAGCUUCAUGAUUUUGUAUGGAGACUUCUUGACGAAAAACGAUAUGUUAUGAUGAAACCUCACUUUGUUUUGUACAAAAUGGUCGGAUUUAUUCGAGUAUUUAUGGUUAAUGUUUCUGAUAAGGAGUGUGCUGAUUUGUUUGUAAAUUGAUU
Caenorhabditis elegans is the source of this 1305-nucleotide messenger RNA. NCBI's taxonomy places the organism in Eukaryota, Metazoa, Nematoda, Chromadorea, Rhabditida, Rhabditidae. The record is from the annotation of a RefSeq genome assembly.